Molecule: messenger RNA, 159 nt
Organism: Miscanthus lutarioriparius
Lineage: Eukaryota; Viridiplantae; Streptophyta; Magnoliopsida; Poales; Poaceae
Source: the annotation of a GenBank genome assembly
AUGGCGAAGCUGGACGAGGAGUCAGAGGAGUUGCACCAGAAGUUACUGGAGAAGGACAUCAUCGACCUGCUGACCUUUGCGCGGAAGUUCAAGAAGCUCCGCGCGUCUUACCACAAGCAGGCACUGCUCCAUCUCGCCGGCCAGACAUCACUCCGCUGA